GUAGUGCGGUGAGGCCUUGGGAGUAUACGGUUCACACGUUACGUCGUCCUCGUGUCUUGGCGCAGUUUAGGAGACGCGGGGCUGAUAAGGAUCGACGGUGCCCGUGGCGGAUGCGAUGACUUUCGUAACGUGUGAGAAACGGUUUGAGCUUAGUUAUCUUUUUAAAGAGCCUUUUUGAUUAAGCCCUGCAAACAACACUUUUUUCAAAAUGACCACCCAGAGUGAAGAUUCAAAACCAGAACCAGAGAAAUGGGAGAAACCAGGUGCCAAGAUAUAUUAUUGUGAGCUUUGUAAAGUUCCAUGUAUGAGUGCUAUGACGCUCCAGACACACUUUGCUGGAUUGAGGCAUAAAAAGACAGAGAGAUCCAUGAAGAAAAAAUGUGCUCCAGUGAUACCUGAAGAACCACAGCGUGGAAGGAGAACAAUUUCAAAACACAUAAGAUGUCUGAAAGAUUACAUAAAGGAUCCAAACAGAGACGAGCCUCUUAUAGGUUUGGAAUAUGUGGUUGAGAUUCGAUUUGAAGGGAGAAGAUUUCCUUGCUAUGAAUGCAAGCUGUGCCAGUUCAAUACAGAGAUGGUGCCAAUGAUAGAGCAUCUCACUGGCCAAAGACACAGAAAAGCCUAUCUUGUUAAACAUUAUCCAGAUAGAGGAAUGAGGAAGCCAAAUGAGGAUAAAGAAGACAAAGCUAUAUUUCUUAGGCGUGUGGCAAGAGAAGUAGAGAAGGAAGAAGGUUUAAAAAUGUAUAAGCGUGAAGGUUAUGAGAGACCCAGCAUACGUUCUUCAGCAGCAGCAAAGAACAGAGCAAGGUGGCCAGGUAGUACUUAUAAGCCUGAGAAUGAUCCAGUUCUGAGACAGAAAGCUCUGGAAUACAUGGAAUUCUUUGAGAUAACAUCUGACACUGAAGCAACUCAAGUGGUACGCAUUGCACAGUCUUUGUCAGACGCAUUGAAGGCUUUCUGUGCAAAGAAAGAAGCUAUCAAGCAUAUUAGAAGCCUUCCACCAUUGCUGGCACCUAUACCCAGACACUCAAAGCAGCAAACACCGUAUGAAAAUUUCAAAGAGGAUCCAGGAGACAAGAAGUGGACUCAAGAGUACAUGUCCAAUGGACUAGCACAGUUACAAAACCUAUUAGGACAAGCUCCAAGUUCUUCACAUAUGUACCAGAUGGGGGAGAGGACAUCCUCCUGUACAAUAAGUUCCAGUGAUCUUGCAACAGUGUCUGCUCUCAGGAAAUCAUUUGCUUCUGAGUCAGCAAGCUCUGCUUGUGGACUCAAUGAAUGGAUGAAGCAGUUCAGCCAAUCUGCUCCUGCUUAUUCCCAGUCUAAUCCAGUUAGAGAAAACACUCGGCCCUUUACAUCUUCACAAAGCAGUAGUUACACAUCACGGUAUAACCCAGGAAGCAGCACUCAAAAACAUGAUAAACAAAGGGCAGACACAGGGCCAAAAAAUUGGGACAGUAUGAGGGAUUCACAUUCUGCCACAAGAAGGCAUCCAGCAAAUUGCCCAUCACAAGAUUUUCCCUCUUGGUAUAAGGAUGGGAAGAGUAAUCAGAUGCCUGUAUCUCUUCCUGCUGAAAGUAAUAGUCCUGGCUGGCCGCAGUUAUCUGGAUACCAACAAUCAAAUCUCCAAGCUGAUAGAGGACCCUGUCAGGCUCCCUUUUCCAGUGGCAGUUCAUACAGCAGUUACCAGCAACAGAACAUUCAGCUUAAUAACAUGAUGUAUCAGAGUCCUGCUGGCCUAUCUUCCAACAUUAUCAGUCAGCUUCGAGGAAAGGAUCCAGUUACUCUGACAAGAAUGCUUCAGGAGCUGAUUCCCCACUAUCCAGAUCUUCAAAAAGUUGAUAUUUAUGCACUAGCCCAAGCUCUGAGUAAACUCAACUAAGAAUAAAUAGGAAGAAAUGAAUAAAGAUUCUGCGUGACAAAGCUAACUGACCACCGAGACGUGGCCUUGCCUAAAGCUUCUUCUCCAACCCCAAGACAAGAUUUAUUUUGUAUCUCAAAUCUGAAAUUUCCAUGAUGUGUUGUUUUAAGUAGGAUUGGUAGCAAGAACGUUCCAUAUGUACUAAAACAUAAACAAAAUUUUAUUAGGACCAAUCAAAUUGACAUAAUUUCGGUGUAAUAAAAAGUAUUACAAAUACUUCUUGUUUUUGGAUUUUGUGUUGGCUGAUACGGCUGUACAAUUUUUUCAUACAUGGUAAACCAAGGUAUGUUCUUUGAAGUUUCUUGAAUCCCCUGCUCUUUCAACAAAUUCUACAUUAAUAAUAAAAUAACUGGAUGUAAUUGUGCUAUACUGUAAGAACAAUAAAGAUAGUUCUUCCAUAGUAUGAAUUCUGAAA
Eublepharis macularius is the source of this 2336-nucleotide messenger RNA. RefSeq lists its product as uncharacterized. Gene Ontology annotation, molecular function: zinc ion binding; double-stranded RNA binding; single-stranded RNA binding. Lineage: Eukaryota; Metazoa; Chordata; Lepidosauria; Squamata; Eublepharidae. The transcript is spliced from 16 exons. The record is from RefSeq and is a predicted model, not a curated record. Gene Ontology annotation, cellular component: precatalytic spliceosome. The coding region runs from base 209 to 1882 and encodes 557 amino acids.